Molecule: messenger RNA, 3652 nt
Organism: Ficedula albicollis (Collared flycatcher)
Lineage: Eukaryota; Metazoa; Chordata; Aves; Passeriformes; Muscicapidae
Gene: POGZ
Product: pogo transposable element with ZNF domain
Exons: 10
Coding region: 34-3075 (1013 amino acids)
Biological process (GO): regulation of DNA-templated transcription
Molecular function (GO): DNA-binding transcription factor activity, RNA polymerase II-specific; RNA polymerase II cis-regulatory region sequence-specific DNA binding
Source: RefSeq, a predicted model, not a curated record
UUCCAAAUUCCCGUUUUUUGCCGUUUUUCCAGGAUGGCAGACACGGAUCUUUUCAUGGAAUGUGAGGAGGAGGAGUUGGAGCCAUGGCAGAAAAUCAGCGACGUCAUCGAGGACUCCGUGGUGGAGGAUUACAAUUCCAUGGAGAAAAAUUCCACAGGCUCGCACCCCGCUGCCCAGCCGGGCGCCCAGUCCCUGCUGCUGGCGCAGAGCCCCGCGCCCGGCCUGGGGGCCGUGGUCAGCCAGCCCCUGCUGCGGCCCGUGCAGCUGAUGCAGAACGCCAACCACGGCACCACCCCCCCUGCGGGCACCCAGCCCAUCUUCAUCACCACCCAGGGGUUCCCUGUGCGGAACGUCCGGCCCGUGCAGAGCCCCAUGAACCAGGUGGGGAUCGUGCUCAACGUGCAGCAGGGCCAGACGGUGCGACCCAUCACCCUCGUGCCAGCCCCAGGAGCCCAGUUUGUUAAGCCUGCUGUGGGCGUGCCCCAGGUGUUCUCCCCCGUGGCUCAGGUGCGGCCGGGCAGCGCCAACGCCUUCGCCACCGUCAUCCCGGCCACGCUGACCCUGCGCAGCACCGUGCCCCAGGCCCAGGCACCCCAGCAGAUGAGCAUCGCCAGCUUUGUCACGGUGAAGCGGCCGGGCGUGCCGGGCGAGGCCAGCGCCGGCGGCCCCGAGGUUGCCAAGCUGGUGAACACGCUGGGCACGGUGCCCUCGCUGGCCCACGGCCCCUCCUCGCUGGCCCACGGCCCCUCCUCGCUGGCCCACGGCCCCUCCUCGCUGGCCCACGGCCCCUCCUCGCUGGCCCACGGCCCCUCCUCGCUGGCCCACGGCCCCUCCUCGCUGGCCCACGGCCCCUCCUCGCUGGCCCACGGCCCCUCCUCGCUGGCCCACGGCCCCUCCUCGCUGGCCCACGGCCCCUCCUCGCUGGCCCACGGCCCCUCCUCGCUGGCCCACGGCCCCUCCUCGCUGGCCCACGGCCCCUCCUCGCUGGCCCACGGCCCCUCCUCGCUGGCCCACGGCCCCUCCUCGCUGGCCCACGGCCCCUCCUCGCUGGCCCACGGCCCCUCCUCGCUGGCCCACGGCCCCUCCUCGCUGGCCCACGGCCCCUCCUCGCUGGCCCACGGCCCCUCCUCGCUGGCCCACGGCCCCUCCUCGCUGGCCCACGGCCCCUCCUCGCUGGCCCACGGCCCCUCCUCGCUGGCCAACAGCAGCCCCGGCGCCGGCCAGCGCGGCCCGGCCGCGGAGAGCUCGGCGUCCUCGGCGCCCCUCAAAGGCAGCUCCUCCCCCGUGCCCAGCCUGGACCUGCAGGAUGGAGGCAGGAAGGUCUGUCCCAGGUGCGACUCCCAGUUCCGCGUCACCGAGGCGCUGCGGGGACACAUGUGUGUAAGUGACCCUGCCCCUUUCCACCUGGGGAAUGUCCACAGUCCCUACGAGUCCUCCACCAAGUGCAAGAUCUGUGAGUGGGCAUUCGAGAGCGAGCCGCUCUUCCUGCAGCACAUGAAGGACACUCACAAGCCUGGGGAGAUGCCCUACGUGUGCCAGGUGUGCCAGUACCGCUCCUCGCUGUACUCGGAGGUCGACUCCCAUUUCCGCCUCAUCCACGAGGACACGCGGCACCUGCUCUGCCCCUACUGCCUCAAGGUGUUCAAGAACGGCAACGCCUUCCAGCAGCACUUCAUGAGGCACCAGCCCCAACCCCAAAACCCACCAGCAGAACCAGCCCAAAAAGACCCCGAGCCCUCCAAAAAGGAGCAGCUGUCGGUGAAGAAGCUGCGCGUGGUUCUGUUCGCGCUCUGCUCCAGCACCGAGCAGGCGGCGCAGCAUUUCCGAAACCCCCCGCGCCGGAUCCGCCGCUGGCUGCGGCGCUUCCAGGCCUUCCACGACGACCACCCCGAGCUCUCCGAGGGCAAGUACCUCAGCCUGGAGGCCGAGGAGAAAUUGGCAGAGUGGGUUCUGACCCAGCGGGAGCAACAGCUGCCGGUCAACGAGGAAACGCUUUUCCAAAAAGCCACGAAAAUCGGGAGGUCUUUGGAAGGGGGGUUCAAGAUUUCCUACGAGUGGGCGGUGAGGUUCAUGCUGAGGCACCACCUCAGCACCCACACGCGCCGCGGCGUCGCCAACCCUCUACCCAAAGAGAUCCAAGGCAACGCCGGCGCCUUCAUCGAGUUCGUGCAGCGCCAAAUCCACCGGCAGCGCCUUCCCUUGGCCAUGAUCGGCGCCGUGGAUGAGAUCUCCCUGUUUUUGGAUGUGGAGGUUUUGGGCAGCGACGAGCGCAAGGAGAGCGCGCUGCAGACGGUCGGCAACGGAGAACCUUGGUGCGAGUUGGUGUUGACCGUGUUGGCCGACGGCAACGUCCUCCCGGCUCUGGUCAUCUCCAGAGGUCACCACCCCACUCCGGCCACCAUUCCCGACUCCAUCUUGUUGGAAUCCAAGGAGAACGGAUGCGACGACGACGAGAUCAUGGAGUUGUGGGCGGCCAGGGUGUGGAGGAAACACACGGAAUGCCGAGGCGGAUCCCCUUCCAAAGGGAUGUUGGUGCUGGAUUGUCACCGGACCCACCUGUCCGAGGAGGUGCUGGCCGUGCUCAGCGCGGCCGGAACGCUCCCGGCCGUCAUCCCGGCGGGGUGCAGCUCCAAAAUCCAACCUUUGGACGUCUGCAUCAAGAGGUCCUUAAAAAAUUUCCUGCAAAAAAAAUGGAAAGAACGAGCCAAAGACCUGGCGGAUUCCGACUCCUCCGCGCUGCUCCAGCUCCUGCUGGGGUGGUUGGGAGAAGCUCUGGAAAUCCUCGGGAAUUGCCCGGAGUUAAUCCGGAAAUCUUUCCUGCUGGCCAGCGUCUUACCGGCACCGGCCGGCAAUUCGGCGUCGCCGCGGAGGAACGGCGACGAGCAGGAAGAGCUGAUCGCCGCCAUGGAGGAGAGGUUGGAGAUCGCCAAAAGCCGGGAAUCGUCGCCGGAAUUGCCGGAAAACGACGACGCCGAGGCCGAUCCCGAAAUCCUGCACCAGCUCUUCGAGGGCGAGAGCGAGGCCGAGUCCUUCUACGGAUUCGAGGAGGCCGAUUUGGAGCUGAUGGAAAUCUGAGAAUUCCCGGAAAAUUUAAAAAAAAAAAAAUUAAAAGAAUUUUAAAAGUGGGGGAAAAAAAAAAAUAAAUAAAAAAAGGACGGAUUCAUGCCGGAAAUGGCCGGAUUGAAGGGAUGUUCCGUGGUUUUGGGUGUGGAAAUGCAAGGAUUCUCCCGCUUUUUGGGCACAAAAAGUGGAGGAUGUUCCCGAUUUUUGGAGGUCCAAGCUCACCCCAGAAAUUCAGGGAUAUUCCCAAAUUUUGGCCCUAGAAAUUCAAGGAUUUUCGCAAAUUUUUGGCCCCAAAGUUCAAGGAUAUUCCCAAAUUUGGAGGACCAAACUCUCCCCAGAAAUUCAAGGAUAGUCCCAAAUUUUGGCCUCAAAAUUCAAGAAUAUCCCCAAAUUUUUGGCCCCAGUGUUCAGGAAUAUUCCCAAUUUUUGCCCCAAAUUUCAAGGAUAAUUCCCAAUUUCUGUGCCCAAAAUUCAGGAAUAUCCCCAAAUUUCUGGCCCCAAAACCAAGGACAUCCCCAAUUUUCGGAACAUCCCAAUUCCCAAGGGAUUUUUUUGGGAUUGCCAAUUCUGGAUUUGCCGUUUCCGCCGA